Zeugodacus cucurbitae (melon fly) is the source of this 881-nucleotide messenger RNA. RefSeq lists its product as uncharacterized. The record is from RefSeq and is a predicted model, not a curated record. The transcript has 3 exons. NCBI's taxonomy places the organism in Eukaryota, Metazoa, Arthropoda, Insecta, Diptera, Tephritidae. Bases 41 to 478 code for a protein of 145 amino acids.
GCAAUGGUGCAUUCAGUGACAGAAGUGUACGAAAACCUUCAUGCUAACUUUAUCAUAUUACAAUGAUUCAGUCGAUGAGUUGAUCUUCAACGUAAUACAGUGCAAAAUGGUGUCCGCAAAGUUGUUUUUGACUGCAACAAUUCUCAUCACGUCUUCGCUCUCCGCUAAUGCCGGACUGUUGGACUAUAUUUACCCUACUAUUAUGAGCACGUUCUACAGUCUUGUGCCCACAAAAGAGGGCUAUCGAUUCAAGCAGGAGGACCCAAAUGGCAGUUCACGAGAGGAGAUUGGUGUUAUUAUGAACCCAGGCACGCCGGAUGAGGAAUUGGUGAUAAUGGGCAUGUACACAGUGUAUGAUGAGAAGACAGAAAUCGAGACGAUGACGAUGUAUACAGCCGACAAAAAUGGUUAUCAACCACGUUUUAAAUUGAAAAAUCGUAAAUUAAGUUCCAAGCUUUUAAUGACUUCCACUGGUUAAGUGGUGUAGAUUGUUAGAAAGCCGCAUAAAUUUCAUUCCAUUGUUGUAGUAAUGCUUACGUUGAAUAUUAUCAUAACUAUGUUUCAUUAAUCUCUGAAUGUUCACAAAGAGGAGCUAUUUUUAGGAGUUAUUUUUUAUAUAAUUAAAAAAUUAUUUAAUAAUAUAUCAAAGAAAAAAAAAUAGUUUUAAAAAUUUCGGAUUCGGCGUCAGUUCCUCAAUAUCUCAAAUAUCGAUACUAAUUCAGCUCUCUUCAUUAACAAUUUAAUUUAACAAAGUCAGUCAUUCACUCAAAAGCUCUCCAAUUCACGGGAGGAAGCGUAAGCAUUGAAACUGGUAAGAGUUGUACUUUCAUUGAGCUUUCACUUAAUACCAAUAAACUAAACGCUGUAUUAUUAAAGUUGUU